Molecule: messenger RNA, 2539 nt
Organism: Chironomus riparius
Lineage: Eukaryota; Metazoa; Arthropoda; Insecta; Diptera; Chironomidae
Source: the annotation of a GenBank genome assembly
AUCAGAACUUGUUUGCCCAGUUUUUGACGAUUCUUGUUUUGAAAAAAAAAAACUAAAUUUGAAUUUAUUUACGUUUCACAUUCCAUUCUGUGUGGAUCGAUGAAGAUACAAUUGGAAUUUUUGGAGUUUUUUGGCAUAAAAUUCCUGCUUUGAACGGUUUUGUGGCAAAUUUAUCGAAUAAUUCUAGUUUUUUUAAAUUAGUAAAAUUAAGUUUGAGGAAAAAGAUUUAAAAGAAAUAAAAGAAAUUGAGUGAAAAGUAUGAACAGUGAGAAAAUAUUCCAAGGAUCAAUGGAUUUAAGUGACGAUGAGCCUAAAAUGGAUGUUACCGGAUUACUCCGCCAAGAAUCAACAGUAACAACAAACUGGCAAACUAGCGAACCAACUCCAUACUAUGUGGUCAGCAUAGAAGAUACAAAAGUCAUACCAACAAUCACGAUAGAACACGAGAAAGCAAGCAUGGAUAAUGACAAUGAUGAUACAGUAGACAGUUCUGAAUAUAAAGUAUUGAAUGUAGGAUCCGAAAAUGAGCAUGAAAGCACAGUUAUUGAUAUUUCUGGAUUAGCUCAGGAUUUACUUACUAAGCCUUUAAUAUCAAAAGUCUAUAAACAGAACGAAUGGACAAUCAGCUGUGAUGAAGUCAGUGAUGCUUUCGACUUCCUUAAAACAUUCAACAUCGAUGAAGAAAUUGACAGUCUUAAUGAUAUCACUUUAAUCAAGUUUGAAGUGAAAGAAAACUUUGAAACUUUAAAUACUCGUGAAAUUCAGCAAAUGAGCAAGCAGUUCAGCUUUCUGUCAACAAUCAUCAGCUUCAUAUCAAAAGAAAGUGGAAAGUUCAAUGUUUAUUGGAAGCCUAAAUACAUUCAGCACUUCUUGUCGAUGAGGUCUUAUGAUGGCUUGUCAAUUGAGGAUGGUGAGCAGUUGAUUAAGUUUGUUGAGGAGUUCUUCAUGGAGUCGCUGAAAAAGGGGCACUUGGGUGUCCUUAAUACCCAUUCUCACAUUAUAGAACCAAACCAACUCACAAUUUAUCAUCUGAUUGAUCAACGUGGUUACAGUUUACUCUUGUUAGCUGCUGAAUCAGGAGACAUAAAUCUCACAAAAAUUCUUCUCAAAUUAGGUGUCAAAUCCGACUCAACGAACACAAAUGCUCAAACUUUAGCUUACGAAGGAGGUCACUUUGACAUACUUUUGUUACUUCUUGAAGGCAAUUUGACAUAUCCAUCAACUUUUGAUAUUGAAAAGUGCCCUGAAAAUAUCAAAAGUUUCCAUAAAGUCACUGAAAACCUUCAUCAAGCUAUAAAAGAUAGAAACUAUACGAAAGUUGAAGAAAUUUUAUCAGAAAAUCAAAAUUUGAGGCAUUUUUACAGCUUGUCCAAUGAAUCAGCACUGAAAGUUGCAUUAGAUCAUAAAUCUGUCGAUAUAUUUAAAGCACUAGUCAAGAACAAAGUCUCAUUUGGUCCUCAUGAAAACAGUGAUGACAUUUAUGAAGAAUAUAAUCAUGAGGAACGGAAGCAUUUAAGAGAAAUUCAAUAUAAGUACAAAAAGGCAGUGCCUGACAAGCACAUAAGAGUGCUGAUAAAUAAUUCAUACUUAAGUUACAAUACAGAGAAUGAUAAAGACAAAUUUGAGGUUAUCAAUAAAGCCUACAUGACCCUAAAUGAGAAUCCAUUCAUUAAAAUAAUCCUCAUGGUCAUCGCAGCUUCCAAAAAAUUCUCAAUAAUCUUUGACUUCAAGAACAACAGCUUGAUCCACGCAGAUCCAACAGUCGACUCAUACUCUCAAAGUGUAUAUUAUGUGUCUGGUAGAAUUUACAUUGCAGCUAAGCAGCUACUGGAACCAGCGACAGAGAGGGAAAUCCUUGGUGCUAUAGCUCAUGAAUUCUGUCAUUUUGCACUGUAUCUGGUCUACAAUAAUGACGCAAAUCCAUACUUUGAGGAUGAUCAGCAAGCUAGGGAAACAUUUACAGAAAUUUCAAAAAUUUGCUACGAAAAUCGAAAGGAAGAAGAUGUUGUGAGUCAUGUCUACGACUGCUUUUCAGAAGAUAGACAGCAUGCUGAACUUACUGUCAGAAUUCCAUUCUUCUAUGCAUUUUAUCAGCUACAGCCUGAAAAGUUGAAAGAACUUAAGAAAAUCUUUAAUAGAUUAUUUGAUUAUUUUGAAAUGACGAUAGUUCCAAAAAUGAAGGAAUCGCUUCCCGAGAUUGAAAAUCGAGCUGAAACGGAAAUGGAAGUUAAGGAGCUGAAAAUUGGUCAGUUAAGAAAGCUGUUCUUUUUUACAUUAGUUGUAUCUACUGUUAUUAUUGUUUUGAUGGUGUUUAUUAAGAGGUGCUGAAGAUAAUUUUGUUGAUUUUCUUAUGGUCUAGAUCAGUGUUGUCCAAGCUGUGUGCUGCGGCACACUAAUGUGUCCAUGCUGGUCCCGACUUAAGUCAUGACUUACCCCUUAGGUGUGUCGUGGCUCAAAAUGUUCGAACAACCAGGGUUGCGAUACAGGCACCUGUGUACAGAAGAGAACCGUACAGUUCCUUGAUAAUUUAUAAGGUUUU